Messenger RNA from Prorocentrum cordatum, 591 nucleotides. The record is from the annotation of a GenBank genome assembly. Lineage: Eukaryota; Dinophyceae; Prorocentrales; Prorocentraceae.
AUGUUCUUCCAGGGCGGCCUCGCGGGCUCUGCCUGGGGCGACUGGGCGACCUACACGGAGUCGCCGCUGCGCGCCUUCGAGAGCGAGUCGGACCUGCAGGCGCCCGUCGGCUACUGGGACCCGCUCGGCCUUGCGAAGGACAGCGGUGCGGACGUCCUCUACAGGAGGAGGUGCACCGAGAUCAAGCACAGCCGCGUCGCCAGGUGUGUCGCCAUAGGGUGCAUCGUGCCGGAUUGCUUCCUGUGGCCGGGAGGUGUCGCCCCGGUCAAGGGGGACGGCGCCGAGGACCUUCAGAAGAACAAGCGGUCCCUAACGCGGAGCUGGCCAAAGGCCGCCUGGCCACGAUGGCCAUCAUCGGGAUGUUCUUCCAGGACAACCUCACGGGCUCCGCCUGGGGCGACUGGGCGACCUACGCGGAUUCGCUCUUGCGCACCCUCGAGAGCGAGAUGGGCGCGCAGGCGCCCGUCGGCUACUGGGACCCGCUCGGCCUUGCGAAAGGCGGCGAUGCGGAUGUCUUCUUCAGGAGGAGGUGCACUGAGAUCAAGCGCGGCCGCGUCGCCAUGCGGGCCGCCGGGAUCGCGACGCACGUAG